Molecule: messenger RNA, 7213 nt
Organism: Cinara cedri
Lineage: Eukaryota; Metazoa; Arthropoda; Insecta; Hemiptera; Aphididae
Source: the annotation of a GenBank genome assembly
CGAUUUUCGUGCAGCGCGUGCACAACGUGGGAACUCGGGCGCCCCGCGCCAUUCGGUUUUGAAAUAACGCGGCAGUAUGAACCGGUUCGCUUUUGUCGGCGUUUUAGAUCACCAGCGUUCAUCGCGACGAGCCGACAGAAAGAAAAAAAAACGUUUUUCAUCGUUUAUCGUUUUCGGAUUUCGCGCAUCUACCGUCGGAGUCGCCCCGCGGUGGUCGUACGGCCGAAUAUCACAGUGUUAAAAAACAUUUUUUUUUUUUUUUUUACGCGGACGCCUGAUGUUUCGUCCGAUGUGUAGCGGAUCUGUUUUCGAUCGCCGCCGUCGCCGUGCCGCAUCCAAACUCCGCGUAGCGAAAAGAAAAGACAGGUGGAUGUAAAGUCGCCCGUAUACUUGGUAACAGUAAUAAUACUAUGUCAUCGACGAACAAUGACUCCGAAGACGACGAUCCCAGGGUACAUUCAUCCGGGAUGUCGUCGUCCGGUCAGCCCAGACGUUACGAACUGUCCAAAUCGGAAUUGCGAAAGGUAAACACAAGUACAAGAUUAUUAUUUCUUCGGACCCGAGUCCCACAUAGUCAAUUUUUUUAUUUUUUCUUUAUAAUUUAUCGUUUUUUUUCUAUUUAUAUUUACGUCCGUACGACACGAGUAGGUACUUUUUUUUGGCACAAAAAAGCACGAGUCAUAAUUAUAACGCAAUAGCAAUUUAGCGAUUAUAUAUUAUGCCGUCAUGUCAUUUAGUAAAUUGAAAGCGAGAAAUGACAAUUAUUGUGAAAGUCUAAUUUGUUUGUACUGAAAACUAUACAAAAUUGACUUGAGUUUUUUUUUUCCUAGAACCUUUAUUAUUAUGUUUUUACACGUAUACGCGUCGAUAUCGAUUCGCACGUGAAGGACAGAAAUAUCGGAUACGUGGAGUGACGAAUCAACAGGUUACACUGACGUCAUAUUUUAAAUUUUUUUUUUAUCGUAUUCUUUACGUUAUUGUUUUGACAGAUUAAUGAAUACCUACUGUUAAUCGAACGUUAAUUGAUACGUAUGAUUUUCGGCAAUUUACGUUGAUAUAAUAUUUCAUUACCUAGUUUAAAAAUUCAAAAACAUUAACGGUUUUAAUUUAUUUAAUUUGUUUAAUGGUACUCGAUAGCCGAUAAACGAUAAUGUAACUACUUAGUUCGUACGAACUAUAACUAUACGUGUGUUUUGAGUAUUCUGCUUAUCAUAGUACUCUGAUAAAAAAUUAAUAUUUUUAAUAAUAUGCAAGACUAUUAUAUUUAUCUCCAGGUGAAAUGAAAAUUUUAAUAAAUUAUUAUUUUUUUCAAAUUGGAACGUAUAAAAAUUGUUCGUAUUAAUUAUUUUAGAAUAAUAAACCGAUUAUGGAGAAAAGAAGAAGAGCCAGGAUCAAUCAGUGUUUGAACGAAUUGAAAACUCUCAUAUUGGACGCGCUGAAAAAAGAUGUAAGAUAGUAUCAUUAAUUUUACAAUAUUAUAAAAUCAAUGAUAGUAUUAUAAUAAUUAUUAACACAAUAAUAAUAUUAUAUUUUUGAGUUCAGCAAUUGAACGGAAACAUAAGAUAACCUUGAUAAAAAUUAUAUUUAUGAUGCAUAUUAAAUAUAUUUUAUAAUUACCUUAAAAAAUAUAAAUUAAUAAUUUUCACGUUCGCUGAAUACAUCUAAAAUACAUUAGAGUAAAAUAAUGAUCGGAAAAUGAUAGGUUUAAAAAAAGAGAAUAUAAAACUAAACGUAUAGUGUUUUAACGUACUUUUUGUCUUAUAACUAUUUUAAUUAGAUAACAGACAAUUAUUUAGGAUAACAACCACAUUUUGUACAUAAACUAUUGUAAAAUUUUGAAUAGUAUUUAUUUAUAAUUUUAGAAUAAAUUUGUGCUGACUAACAGUAAAACUUUAUAGAGAACAGGGAUACAUUAUGUACAACUGUAAUUAAUAUUGACAAAUUGACAUAUUAAUGUAUCGGCACAGCCAUCAAAGAAUAAUAAACAAACCCAUAAAUACGUUAUAAACCGAUUCAGAACUGGUACUAAACGUAAAACCCUAACCUUAACCCAUAAUUUGAACUUUCGAAAAACGUGAACUAUAAUCUACUGUAAUCGAGUAUCGUAUCGAAAAACCAAAAAGUACUAGUUUAGUUCAAAUAAUAGUUGAACGAGCUGAGAAAAGCAAUUAUUAAAAAUUUAAUAUUAGCAUAAAAUCUGGAAAAAUGAAUUUUUAAACCAUUUGGCAUGAUUAAAAUGUAUGAAAAAAAAAACUAAGAGAAAACAGGGGCGUUCCAGGGGGGGGGGAUGUAUCAGUUUGAAAAAUUGCCGACUACAUGAAAAUGACGAAAAAAAAUAUAGUUGUAGUUGUAUAUAUUUAUACGUAAGAGUGAAAUACCAAUACAAAACAAAUGUACGUACUCAAAUAUUUUAUUAAAAUUGUAUUGUUAUCAUCAUUAUUAUUUAUGUGAAAACCAAAAACAUGAUACAUUGUCUUUAUUUUAUACAGGUAUGUAAUGUAUGUAAUUAGUAUUAUAAUUAUUAUUUGCAUGUUUUUUUUUAGAUAGUCCAAAAAGUAGCUAGACAAGCUACAAGUUUGAAUUAAGAUCAACAGAACUGAAAUACAGAAUUUUAUUUUGCAUAUUUAACUAUUUUUUAACGUGUAAUGCAUAUUUCUGUAUUUUACGAUUUUGCAUGCGCUCAAAACGAUCUUUGUGUAAUCAGCCGUCAACAGUACCUCUGAACCGGCCAUCGGCACGGCUGCCGGCGUGCGUAAUUAUUUUUAAAUCUUAAUGAAACCCAUCAAACCCAUCGAAAUAUCUAACGCUGUAGUAUAUUAUAUACCUUGAGAUUAUUUUGAGAUGUACUUUGAGAUUCAGUCAAAAAAAUGUUUAAGUAUAUUAUGUUUUAUUAUUAUUAUUAUCAAUGUUGUAUUUCAAAUUGGUAGGUAGCUAAAGAUUUCUAGGAAGAAACUUUUUUUCAAAGUCCCCCGCGACUAACUAAUCGCCGAAGUAAAUUUCAUAAAAGGCAAAGAAAUCCCUAUAUUCUGCAUUUGUUGCCUUAAAACAUUAAACACGUGUAAUAGGUGAAUAAUAAUUAUUACAAAUACUCACAGUCUUACACCACACUAUCGGAGUACUAAUAAAAAAUUAUGUCAUCGCGGCAAUCACCAACGUGCAAAUCACGGUUAUCUACACCGUGUAGAUAACCGCGGUACGAAAUAAAUUUACAACAUUAAAUAUUGAUAAAAGAUGCGCCGAAUCGUAACACAAGUCGAAAAACACACACACUCAUUCGCUUUUAGCCGCGUGUCUACAACGUUCGCGCGUCGUGUCGUUGUCGCGGUAACGCGGGUGUUUUCGGAACAUUUCAUCAUCUGAUCGAUCUAAACCGCACAGUGGCGUACCAUAAAUUAGAUUUCCAGUCGCUAUCUAGUGUAGACAACUCGUUAGUAAUAAGAAUAAUAAGUUUAUGUAUAUUACUAUUAUCUACGACCUCUACUCUGUGCGUCUACGGUCUACACAGUCUAUAAUAAUAAUACUAUAAACAGUACCUCCAACUCCCCAACAUCGGUGACGACGGUUUUAUAAAAUAAAAUAACAUUGACAUUUCGCCGACUAUUUCGAUGUUUUUUUCUACCGAAUGUACGAUUUGCCGAUUGACAAAAACAUCUUGGGGGGGAAGGGGUAGGCAACCGCCUGUUCGGAACGUCCCUGAGAGAGAAUAUGAUCGAACCCUAUAUUUUAGUAACGACGCGUAAAUUGUAUUAUUAUUUUUUUUAAAUUUCAAAUUUAAUCACGAUUGUUCUUUUUCAGGAAUAAUAUAUUCCGACCGUAGGUUUACAAUAAUAUAUCUUACUUUCAUUUGUGUACGUUAUUAAGGUGUUGUUUAUUUUGCAACGUCUCUAUUUUAUAUUAUAUUAUAUUUUUCUCUCGUUAUUUUUUCUGAAUUUGGUAUCACCGCAGCGCAUAUGUCGCACUGCAGUCAUACUGAUCUUUAUACUGUCAAUUUGUAUUCUACAAUAUGUGACGAAUGUAAAAUGUUCUAAAGAGAACGACGUAAUUUAACGGAUUUAAUCACCAUGGAAUAUUAGAAUAUUGACCGUAUAUUGCAGUGUUGCACCGAUAUAGCAUGUAAAGUUAUAUAGGCAUAAAUACGUUUUCAUCUUUAUACAGUAGCGUGGCGAGAAGGACACGCAAGGGCGCCCGCAAAAAUAAAACACCGGGGAGAGGGAAAGAAAAUUCAAAAUCGUAUCUAUUAUUUGAUGUAAAAAAAUAUAAUUUUGUCUUAACUACCGGGUUUAUAGCCAUUGCAGGAGGGGGGUGGGUGGAGGUUGUAUGAUCUCUCUUCGGUCGUAUUUUAAAAUAUUUUCAUUAUAAUCGUUUCAUUUUUAUCAUUUCAUGGUGUACCCCUAUUAUGGGUACACGUGUAUUGUCAGUUCAUUUUCAUGUUUCACAUUUAAAGUAAUUAAAUAGCUAAAAUUAAUUUUAAACGUAAUUAAAGAAAUUAACGUUAAAAGACAAACAUAUCAUUUUGGGUUCCCUCAGACCCCAUUGGGAAAUUAUGACUACUCCACUGUUUUUAUAUUACGAGGUGCCUUGUGCAUUAUAUUAUAAAAUAUAUAUUUGGUUUUAAUAUAUAAUUAAAUAAAAUAUGAAUCGUAAGUAUAAUUACAGAGUUUGACUGUAGCUUUAUUUUACACGAUCUUUCACGUUACAGUAAAACAGUAAAAACUUUUUGGAAUCAUUAUCAUAUUUUUUGUAUUUAUUUUUAAACAAAACAUUUAAAAACAAAAAUAAAUUUAAACUAAUACUUUAUUUUUCUUAUAGAACUUUUAGUAUUGUUAGGUUGCUAUUUGAAAAUUAAAAGUGAUUAUUGGUUUCAAUCUUCAAAUAUGAACUGAAUAUGAAUUACCCAAAUUUGGAUAAUGUAAAAUUUUUAUAGCACGUGUGCAACACAAGAUUACAGUUUUUAUAUAAGUAUUUUUUUGAGAUAGGUAUUUCAUUGAAAAUUUGAUUAAACAGAAAAUUCUGGCGAUCCUGUAUACAUCAUACGCAGUACACGUAGUAUAAGUACAAUCGGGUAUGAAUUUAAAAUUAAUUUUGUCUUAAAUAUAUUUCACGGUUAGGAAUUUCGGACAUUGUCUAUAAAUAAUAUCAGUGGCGUAACUAGGACCAUUUUUUGGGAAGUAAUAUAAAUAUUUGUUGAAAAUAUCAAGAUAUAUAAUAUCUAUAUAUAUAGAAUAUCAAAAUAUCAUAGUCAUUAUCACCGUGGUGAACUUUUUUUUACUAAUUAGGUGAACAAAUUCCGGGACAGACACCCACCUCUUAUAAAACAAAAUCGUAUUUUCUUAAAGGGGUUUAGGGAGCCUAGCACUAGCCUAUAUUUUUUUCAAACAACAUUUUGAUAAAAUGACGCGAGAGUCUCCUUCACAAUAUUAAAAUCGACUUAGUGAAAAAUAAUUGAUAAUAAUUUUGUUAUUAUUAUAAUCAGUACAUAUUUUGGAGACUAUACGCUCGGAAAAACUUGAAAUAUUAAAUAUUUCUGUUUGGUAAAAAUAGUUUUAUCCACACAAAAACUCAAAAUACAUGAAAAUAUCACGUAUAUAAAUAGCUUAACAUUGUCAGAAUUUUACCACGUCUAGAAACGGCUAAUAUAAGUAAACGGUGGAAAUUGUAUAUUUCUACAAUUAUUUUUAACCGAAUAAUAACAUAAACACAAAAUCGAAAAUAAUAAAACUGUUAACUUUCUCUUUUUUUCUGUGUGUUUACCUGUCAUUAAAAAAAUUACAAAGAAUAUCAAAAAAUGACCUCUUCAAUGCCCCGACUAGAUUUAAAAUGCAUGUACACUUAACGUUUAAUUCAAAUCAGAAAGCCGAUAGCCUACAAGUUAGAACUACGUCUUCUCUGCGUUUUAUAUUCAUGAAUAAAUGUUUUUUAUAGCAUUUUUCUUUUUUGUAAUAUUUUAUCGAAUUGUGUUUUUAAGCCGGCAAGACACACGAAAUUGGAAAAAGCAGACAUCCUGGAAAUGACGGUGCGGCACUUGCAAUCGUUGCACCAACAGAAGGGCGGUGGCGGCCGACACCAGACUACAGCGACGGCGGUGGCGACGGUCACUGGCGGUUCUGCGGUCGAUCCGUCGUCAUCGUCGUCGUCCGCGGCCCUGGCGGCGGCGGUCGUGCAAAAGUUCCAGACUGGUUACCAAGAGUGCGCGGGCGAGGUGAACCGGUUCGUCGGCCGGCUGGACGGCAUCGACGAAAACAUCAAAAAACGGCUGAUGUCGCAUUUGGACUCGUGCGUGGCCAAAAUGAGGUACGUCUCGGCUGUUUCCGGAACGACGGUGCCGCCCAUGUACGCAAACGAUUAUCAUCAGCCACAGCAGCCUUACGACCCGGCCGCCGCGGUGCACCUGAUGGCCGCAAACGGUCGGCUGCAGUCGCUCCAAGCCGCGGUUGGUGGCAACGACCCGUUGGCGAUCCCAGGGCCCGUACCACCGCCGCUACCAACCCCACCUCAUUUGCCGCCGUCCGUAGGGCUUUUCCGGGCGGCGAGCGCUUUCACCACGGUACACCAUAACCAAGGCCCGUCGUCGGCCAACGUCGAUCGGACGCCGUACAACGUGUACUGCGACGAACCGGCCGUGUCGUCGACCAGCUCGUGGGCCGAAGACGCGGCCGCCGCGACCGUCGCCGCAGCCGUAAAGAGUCCGCCGCUAGAUUUCUCAAUGAAAAAAAACACGGCGUCGUGCCCCAACAAAAGGCCUCUAGGCGACAUACCGGUAAACGUUCCUACGACGGCCCCGUCCGCCGCUAUUGCCGCCAUGACCGCCGCCACCUCGCACAAAACUGUUCCGGCGGCUACGCCCGGAAACGACAACGGUUCGGCGAUCCCGGUCCACAUUCCGCAAGCCGCCGCGGCCCCUCCUAGACCCCGGGACGGUCCCGGUUCGGACCCGAACAUGUGGAGACCUUGGUGACGUUCUGCACGUCGAUAACUGUGUUACUAAUUUUAACCGUUCGGAUAGACUAAAAUUAUUACUUAUUACGUCGAUUUAUUUCUUAGCCGACUCUUUUUUUUAUUACUUUAUUUAUUUUAAUAUUUUAUGUUACCAAAGAAUUUAUAGUUUUAUAAUAUAUUCUUAUUUACAACUUAUUUGUUUAACGAACGAUGUUAUGUAUUGUUUAACGCGCGUUCUUCCUUUUAGCACUUUAUUUUUUUCAUCAUAAUCUAAUAU